This is a messenger RNA of Achroia grisella, 1826 nucleotides long. RefSeq names its product N(G),N(G)-dimethylarginine dimethylaminohydrolase 1. Gene Ontology annotation, biological process: arginine metabolic process; positive regulation of nitric oxide biosynthetic process. The transcript is spliced from 6 exons. Bases 199 to 999 code for a protein of 266 amino acids. Gene Ontology annotation, molecular function: amino acid binding; dimethylargininase activity. The record is from RefSeq and is a predicted model, not a curated record. NCBI's taxonomy places the organism in Eukaryota, Metazoa, Arthropoda, Insecta, Lepidoptera, Pyralidae.
UUUGUCGUUUAUUCAUAUUUGAAAUCUGUUUCAAUAUUAAUAAAUUCCUUGUUCAUAUAAUUUUAAAUUAAUUUACAUUUGUUAAGUAGAAUAUCUUCUAUAUUAAUACAUUAUUAAUGUAAUGUGUUGCCUCUUACGCUAGCGGAAACAAAAAAGUGUCUAGCAGACUCAGUUCAGUGCGCAUAUAACCAACUAACAAUGGAUUUUAAAAUGCAUGAGUAUACUCAUGCUAUAGUUGGUAAAGUUACACCAGUGUUGAGACUCACAGACAAGGCCAACUUAAACGAUGCUCGAAGGCAACAUGACUGCUACCUGAGACUACUGCGGGAGCUGAAUGUAGAAGUUAUAGAAGUUAACAUUGGGGGCAUAUUCCCUGAAAAUGUUUUCUUGGAAGAUGCUGCUGUCAUCUGCCACGGUAUAGCUCUGUUGCCGAAGGCUGCCACUACAGCGGAAGAGCUGAAAACGAAAGCAAUAAAGGAAAUCCUGCGGAAAGAUCUGGGUCAGACUGUAAUCGAAAUAAGUGACCCAGAUGCUAAGAUAUUGGGCUCCGAUGUAUUGUUUACUGGUCGUGAGUUUUUCGUUGGCAUUUGCGAAACGAGCAACGAGGCUGGAGCUAGCGCAGUUGCUGAGGCUUUUCCCGAAUUUCCAUGUACCCCUAUUAAGGUGUCAAAAGGAGCGCAGCAUUUAAAAAAGUAUAUAACCGUAGCGGGACCAGAUAUCUUAUGUGUAGGUGCUAGCAAGGAGGCGAAGGAAAUGUUAAAGAGAAUUGAACGAGAAGCUACGUUCUCAUACCAGACGCUGUCUGUUACAGAAGAUGAGGCUGCCAAUUGCCUUUAUGUUAAUGGGACAUUAAUACAUAGGGCUAUUGAAGAAAUUCCGGAAUCUUUUAAGGUGUUCUGUGAAAAGAUUGAUUUUGCUAGAAGAUCCAUUUGUUUCUCCGAGCUGGCCAACAUAUCCACUGGGCUCAGUGCUUGCAGCCUACUCAUCAGGAAAUCAUAAGUUAUCCCAACCACAUGUUUGGUUCGGACAGGCAAAGGUAAAGCCAAUGUGUUCAAGAAUGAAAACAAAUGCUUAUUAAAUUGUUAUGAUAAACGCAAGGGUAUAUAGCAAUGUAAAAUGUUAUCAGAUUUAGAUUGUAUUUGUAUUGUAAUCUGAAGUAGGUACAGAAAUCCAAAAUGGCGGAAAUUUCUCCGCCAUAUUGGAUUAUAUAUAUACUCGGCGAAAUGUGAAUUUCUGAUGUAUUGCAUGUUUAAAAUCUCUAAUUAUACAAUGUCUAUUUGCAUGCUGAUAAAUUUUAUUAUUGUUACUCUCGUUGGAACGGUAUAUAUGGAUGGUAAAGUAUGUAAAUGAAGCCUGAUCAGUACUGGUCCACAAACAUCACACUAUUUUAUAAAUGUUUUCCUCACAAUUCAAUAACUAGCAUUUAAAACAAAAAAUAUAGUAAACAUAUUGGAUAAUAAAUAUUAUUACAACAUAUUUUAUACACUAUAUUUGUCAAUAUUUCUGGUCAUUAAGUAUUAAAAAUAUAGUGUAUUUUUAACGAACAGUCAAGGACACAUUUAUUAAUGACAAACUCUGGUCAUGAAGCAUAAUAAUUAUUAAACAUUAAUUUUUAAUGACAAAUUUCGAUUGUCAUUCUUAUACAACGCAUAAAGCGGGUCAUAAAGCAUAAUGACAGAAUACAUAGCAUAAUAAACUGUCAACAUUUUUACAGUUGGACAAUUAUUUUUUGUAAUUUCACUAUAUUUUACAUAUUAUACAACCGUUACAUUUAUACAAGCAUUCUUUUAUCUAAUAGUAAUAUUCAAACAAACAGUGCAUAUCUA